AUGGAGCGGCGGGACUUACUAAGAAAAUCAGCAGCGCCGUUCAACCGCACCCUCCACACGGCCGCCCUGCCCUCCAUAAUGCUCGACUACUACGAGCUCCAACCCCACCUCGGCCCGCGCCUGCGGUGCCGCGGCCCGCCCUGCCCCAAGUUCGGCCACUGCGGAUCCGCCUUUCCCCACGUACAAGCCUGCUGGAACGAGCACCUGAUAGAUCCGCGCCCGCUGUUCCCUGCGGACCCACUCAACUGCCCCCGGCUUCAACCCGUGGAGGACGUGGGGCGGCUGCGGCGGCCGUGGUACUUCAUUGACUCGCAGUGCUCGCACCGCGUGGACGUGAAUGCGCGGGAUGCUACAGCCAUGCAGGUGUUCAAGAUGAAGGAUGUGUACUCAGCGUUCGGCGGAUACGUGUUCAACUUGACGCAUCGCUUCAACCGCAACGGCUGCAAGCGCUUCCUCAAGGUGCCGCGCUGUGCUGUGUUGUGUUGUGUGCAUGCUUGCCUUCUUUCUUCCUUGAUUGUUCCGUGCCGGCUGUACCAUCAUUCGUGCACCUCUAGUGCUCGCUCCAUGUGCUUCCCAGGCAAUGCUCAGCGUGUGCCCAUGAGGGGGAGGGGAGCGGUUCACUGGGCGACACUCACCCCCAACAUGACGGUGUACCAUCUAAAGGAGGUGUUCAACUGGGACUACCGCCAGGCAGGGAACUUCUACCACUUCAUCAUCGAAGCCGUCCCGCUGCUCUAUGCCGCUGCUCGCCUGCUGCCCUCGCUGCUGCCCGACGUCCCCAUUGCCGCCAAGGGCGACCAAGUAAGCGCGCCUUUUAUUGCCGACCAGGUAACACCCGCCGUCUUCCUGCCUCCCGUUUCUCUUUUUAGCUGUUCUGCUUUGCCUCCCGCCUCCUACUUUCGCUGCCCGACAUCCCCAUCGCCGCCUCUUUCAUCCUCCUUGGCCCCUCCUUCCAUUUCCCCUGCCCCGCCCACGUCCCAGUGGGAGUGGGAGGUGUACGACCAGAUCGGGCUGCCCAUAGUGGGCGUGCCUCGUGAGGACAUGUGGACCAUCCGAGUGCGCGCAUGGGAGAUCGUAUAUGCCGACACCAUGUACCAGCCCAUGGCACAGACGUGUGGCGGUCCCAACAAGGCCCUUUGGACGCACCUGCGCCGCCACCACCUGCUGCCGCCUGGCGGGCUGCCGCUCUUCCACCGCAACUGGACGCUGCGCUCCGUGCCGCCGCUCGCUGACCAGGACAUGGCGGCGCUGCCGCCCAACUGGGUGGUGGUGCUGGGCAAGCGGCCAAUGGCAAAGCGCGCGCUGGUGAACUGGGACGGGCUGCGCGACGCGGUGUAUGCGAGCUUUGAGAGCUACGGGAGUGAACGCAUUGUGGUGUUCCAAGGAGACCUGCGCAUCAUGGAAGCCCGGGCUCUCUUUCGCCGGGCGUGCCUGUUUGUGUCGGGCCACAGAGACGCCUUCGCCAGUGUCAUCUUCAUGCCCGCCAGCCCCCUUCUGCCCCAACCCAUUUCACUCAACACCCCAUGCACCCCUGAUGCGUGCUCUUCUCAAUGCACUCCUCUCUCCAUGCUACCCCAAUUGUGCCCCACACUACUCUUUCCCAUACCAGCGCGGGCUCUCUUCCGCCGGGCGCGCCUGUUUGUGUCGGGCCACGGGGCCGCCUUCGCCAAUGUCAUCUUCAUGCCCGCCAACGCCUCCAUCUAUGAGAUCCGCCCCCGCAAGUGUUACAAUGCCUGUUAUAACAACCUUGCACAUGCUUGCUCUGUGCGUUACCACCUCUCCUUCGGUGAUGGCACGUGCUAUUCGUCUUUAAAGGCGAACUUGACUCAUGUGAGGGAGACCCUUUCCACGAUAGCGCAGAGAUUUAGAGACGAGGAUGCUACUAUUGCUGAACAAUAA
Molecule: messenger RNA, 1899 nt
Organism: Closterium sp. NIES-65
Lineage: Eukaryota; Viridiplantae; Streptophyta; Zygnematophyceae; Desmidiales; Closteriaceae
Source: the annotation of a GenBank genome assembly